Messenger RNA from Otolemur garnettii (small-eared galago), 6036 nucleotides. RefSeq names its product potassium voltage-gated channel subfamily C member 2 (gene KCNC2). Gene Ontology annotation, biological process: protein homooligomerization; potassium ion transmembrane transport. Gene Ontology annotation, molecular function: delayed rectifier potassium channel activity; protein binding. Gene Ontology annotation, cellular component: dendrite membrane; neuronal cell body membrane; voltage-gated potassium channel complex. Lineage: Eukaryota; Metazoa; Chordata; Mammalia; Primates; Galagidae. The transcript has 5 exons. The coding region runs from base 559 to 2406 and encodes 615 amino acids. The record is from RefSeq and is a predicted model, not a curated record.
ACCCUUGCCUGAGCUCUGUGCUUCGGUGGCGGCGGGAGGGUGACGGCGAGUGGUGUUGAAGGGACAGCUCCGGGUGGCUGCUUCCAAGAGAGAGACAAAAUCUGCAGAUAGCAUCGGGGCAGGGCGACUUCACCUUCAGGGGAAGAGCUCUCCGACCCCCAUCGGUCUCGGCUCCAGCCGCGGCCAGGCGCUCUGCUCGCUCCCGGUGGGGUCGGGCAGCGCCGGCUGGACCCGCCCCGAGCUCCAUGGUCUGCCCAACCCUGCGCGAUGGGGACUCUGGGCGCGGAGGCUGGCGACCCGCAAACCCGCAGCUCGCAGAAUGAACGCGGGCAGCGCGGCCGGCGGCCGACUGGGGCUGUCUGCCCGACCCCAGCGCCCGGAGAAGCGGCCCAACCACCUGAACCCCGAAAACACCAACAAGUAGUUUCUCGUCGGAGAAGGGUGGCUCAGCUGGGCGCCAAGAUUCAGUCCGGCUGCCCGGAGAACAUCGUCCGCUUGGACACCAAAAGCACAGCCACUUUUCUCUCGGUCUUCUUAAGUCAUGUCUGAGCCACAGAGAUGGGCAAGAUCCAGAGCAACGAGAGGGUGAUCCUCAACGUCGGGGGCACCCGGCACGAAACCUACCGCAGCACCCUCAAGACCCUGCCCGGAACACGCCUGGCCCUUCUCGCCGCCUCCGAGCCCCAGGGCGACUGCCUGACCUCCACGGGCGACAAGCUGCAGCAGUCGCCCCCUCCGCUGUCGCCGCCGCGGCGGGCGCCCCCGCUGUCCCCCGGCCCUGGCGGCUGCUUCGAGGGCGGCGCCGGCAACUGCGGCUCCCACGGUGGCGGUGGCGGCGGCGGCGACCACCCCGGGGGCGGCCGCGAGUUCUUCUUUGACCGGCACCCGGGCGUCUUCGCCUACGUGCUCAACUACUACCGCACCGGCAAGCUGCACUGCCCCGCCGACGUGUGCGGGCCGCUCUUUGAGGAGGAGCUGGCCUUCUGGGGCAUCGACGAGACCGACGUGGAGCCCUGCUGCUGGAUGACCUACCGGCAGCACCGCGACGCCGAGGAGGCCCUGGACAUUUUCGAGACCCCCGACCUCAUCGGAGGCAGCGCUGACGACGACGAGGACCUGGCGGCCAAGAGGCUGGGCAUUGAGGACGCAGCGGGGCUGGGGGGCCCUGAUGGCAAGUCUGGCCGCUGGAGGAGGCUGCAGCCCCGCAUGUGGGCCCUCUUCGAAGACCCCUACUCGUCCAGAGCAGCCAGGUUUAUUGCUUUUGCUUCUUUAUUCUUCAUUCUGGUUUCCAUCACAACUUUCUGCCUGGAGACACACGAAGCUUUCAAUAUUGUUAAAAACAAGACAGAACCAGUCAUCAAUGGCACAAGCGCUGUUCUGCAGUACGAAAUUGAAACAGAUCCUGCCUUGACCUACGUGGAAGGAGUGUGUGUGGUGUGGUUUACUUUUGAAUUUUUAGUCCGUAUUGUUUUCUCACCCAAUAAACUUGAAUUCAUCAAAAAUCUCUUGAAUAUCAUCGACUUCGUGGCCAUCCUGCCCUUCUACUUGGAGGUGGGACUCAGCGGGCUGUCAUCCAAAGCUGCUAAGGAUGUGCUGGGCUUCCUCCGGGUGGUGAGGUUCGUGCGGAUCCUGAGAAUCUUCAAGCUCACCCGCCACUUCGUGGGCCUGAGGGUGCUCGGACACACCCUCCGAGCGAGCACCAACGAAUUUCUGCUGCUGAUCAUCUUUCUGGCUCUAGGAGUUUUGAUAUUCGCCACCAUGAUCUACUACGCCGAGAGAGUGGGUGCUCAGCCCAACGACCCUUCGGCCAGCGAGCACACACAGUUCAAAAACAUUCCCAUCGGGUUCUGGUGGGCAGUGGUGACCAUGACGACCCUGGGGUACGGGGACAUGUACCCCCAAACGUGGUCAGGGAUGCUCGUGGGAGCCCUGUGUGCCCUGGCUGGCGUGCUGACCAUAGCCAUGCCCGUGCCUGUCAUCGUCAACAAUUUCGGAAUGUACUACUCGUUGGCGAUGGCGAAGCAGAAACUUCCGAGAAAAAGAAAGAAGCACAUCCCUCCUGCCCCCCAGGCCAGCUCACCUCCCUUCUGCAAGACAGAAUUAAACACGGCCUGCAAUAGUACCCAGGCCGACGUGUGUCCGGGCAAAGACAAUCGGCUUCUGGAGCAUAACAGAUCAGUGUUAUCAGGUGACGACAGUACAGGAAGUGAGCCGCCAUUAUCACCCCCAGAAAGGCUCCCCAUCAGACGCUCUAGUACCCGAGACAAAAACAGAAGAGGGGAAACAUGUUUCCUACUGACGACAGGUGAUUACACGUGUGCUUCUGAUGGAGGGAUCAGGAAAGGGAUUAGAAAUGGGCAUUCCAUUCUACAUCACCUGGAUAAUGGCAUCAAAGCCAUUAUUUAAGAAUCAUCCUUUUAACACUAUAAAGCUGGAAGAUUAAAUAUGCUGGAAAAAGAGCUGUCAACUUAAACUUAAGCAUGCCUUAUGAGCUUAGUAAAUAAUAAACAAUGAAAAGAGAAAAAUUGCUGACUGAUUUUUCUUUUUUUCAGAAACACAUCUUAAAAUUUAAACCUAUUAGUUAAUCUUAUAUCUUACUUAAGUUGCUUUGCCUAAUUCUUGAAAGAGUUCUAGUAAAAUAUAUGCCAAAAUUAUAUUAACACUAAUCUGGGAAGGAAUGGAUUUUGAAAUAUUAUGAUUGUAAUUCAUGAUAACUGUUUUAUUCUUUUGGGAAUGACAACUACAGUGAGCUUCCUUUUUUUUAGAGUUAUAAAUUGUUUCAAUAUUGAAUUCUUUGUAAACAAAUUCUUUGAGUUUGAAAAUAGCACUUUGUUUGUCUGUGUCUAUUUUCUGGUUAAAUUCAACUGAUGUCUGUGCAUUUUUUCAUAAAAGGAUAUGAAAAAUCUCGAAGCUUAAACAACAUAGCGGGCUUGGCAGGCAAUGCUCUGAGGCUCUCUCCAGUAACAUCACCCUACAACUCUCCUUGUCCUCUGAGGCGCUCUCGAUCUCCCAUCCCAUCUAUCUUGUAAACCAAACUGCAUCAGUCGGCUAAAUUGUAUAAAGUCAAGUACUGUUUACCCCUAUCAUGGAAAUAAUUAAACGUAGAGUUGCUCCAGGUUCCAUUAAUACAGUAUAAAUCUUGCAUGGUAUUACUAUUUGAAGUCAGAAAAGCCACUUGGGUAGCUAAUGAAUCUUAUCCAGGCUUUAACAUUUAUCUAAAGUAGUGUUACACUUCUCUAUAUUAAUUUCCCUGACUUCCUUUUGCAAUAAAAUCACAGAUAGUGUCAGACAAUGGCCAGUACACUAAUACAUAAAACAUAUCUUCAGGGAGAUAUAUUUAAAACAGUGUGCUUCUAAAUGCCAAUCACUUCAUUGGAACUUCAUUUUGUUGUGACUCUAAUCAUUCUGAAGAUGUCUGGGAUUCUAUCUUGAUUUCAUACAACAUGACUUUGGUCAGCUCAUUUGCAUGGACCAUCUCGUGUCUAUCACCUGAAAGCAAUGUUGCCGAGCUCGGGGACUGUGGAUAGCUCAGGAUACGUGUACUUGCAUCGACCCAUCCUGCUGAUAUAAAUGCACUGGUCUACUGUUCUGCAUGCUGAUUUGUGGGGUGGGUGAGAUGGGGGUGAGUUUCUUCCUUGACAUUUUUUUUCUUUAUUCUUUGAAAGAAAUAUUGUUUUAAAUAGUUAACUUUCUUGAUUGACUUACUUUUCUUUGAAAAUGAUGUAUUGGAGUUCUGAAUGUCUCUGGUUGUUUGCACACAGAUAACUGCAAAGAGGUUGUCAUUACUGGUUACACGCAAGCUGAGGCCAGAUCUCUUACUUAAUGACUUGGGGAAGGCACAAAACAUGAGAGAAAGGUAACUGCCAGCCAGGCUUGCAUUGUCUAGCCAGGAAUUGCUGCUUGGUACUAGAGUCAAUUUUUUUUUUUUUUUUAAUCCUAGGGUUUGUCAUCAUUUUCAAAGGCAGGGUGCCAAAUAUCACCCAAAGCUCUCCUGUCUUUUUGGUUCCCUUUCCUUUAUUUUUAUUUUUUUUGUGUGUGUGUGCAGACAUCAAAGGUCAUGGGUGUUCACACAGGAGGCUUUUUUGACUAGCCUUAAAUUUCUGAAUCAAAGGAUUAGUAGGAUUUUCAGGCAGUGUUUAAUCAGGUGCUUUGUCCUGUAUGUUGUUUCUGUCUGUCUGUCUUAGCUCCCCGUUUUAACUGUAUAUGCCAUCUGUCUCCAUGAAACACAGAAAUGCCUUGAUAAGGUGUUCAUGAUUUUAGUGCUGGGUCCCUCCCAAUUCUUGCCUCCUGCCUUCUUUGCAAUUUGGAGCAGCCUCUCUGCUUUGUGUACAAAUUAAUGACGCCCCAUAGUCCACCUAAGUUAAUCAGCACUGAAUCUUUUUGUUAAGCAGGACUUAAACAGCAAUUUUACCAUUGCACUUGGCUGCUGCUGCGGUGUCUGUUUUUACUACCUAGCAACCAGCAUUCAUUACUACACUCCAGCGAAAUCCCCAGGGAGUCUUACUCAGUCUGAGUGGAAGAGAAGUCUGUUUCUGCAUCCCUGUGUGUAUUGAGCAUGGGAGGGAAGAAAAAUGCCAUAUUAUAAAUGGAAGGAUAAAAAGUAUUUCUAAAGCAUUCAGGAUCUUUCAGACUGUUGAUUAAUUCCUAAUUCUCAUGUUUAUUUUUUCAAGUUAGGGAGACAAAAGUCACUUUUGUUAUUGGCCACAAAAUGUGUAUUAAUUACUUUAUAUCUCCAAGUCCUAGAGCAUGACCUGCAUGUAAGAGAUCUUGUACAGCAAUGUAUUCACCCAGACGUAAAUAUCUGAUACUUAGAGACACAGCGAUACUUUUGAUAAGACCACACAUAGAAUAUUAUAAUUACACACACAUUUAUGGUAAAGGAAUUAAUAUGCUGUCUGGUGCUGCUGUUAUUGACUACAGUGUUGUACAGAAUUUAUCAUGGAUUUUUGGCUGCUGAGAAAGGGACAGUGGAAAUUAGCCAUGCCAAGGACUAUACUGGAAACAGACUUCUGCUGCUGAAUGUGCCCUGAUGUGACCAGUUUGCACUUGGAAGAGAGCCCCGUGUCUUCAGGAGGCAUUGAAAGCUUAUAACAGAAAAGUGGCUAGAACUCAUCUGGUGCUCCCCAUGAGAGGUCUGCUUGUCACCGGCCAGUAUCUAUAAAACAACUGUAAAUACCGACACACACGAGUGCAUGGGUCAGUGGCUUUGGCCAUCUCACAUCAACGAAAGCCAAAUUCAUGAGCAACAUCUCUGAAGCUUCAAGCAAGGCCCAUGAUGUCUUUGAAUUACCCCUCAUGGGCCCACAAUAGGUUGUGCUGUGAAUUAUGUAAGGCAGUGAUACUGAUGUAGUAUAGGUCUGUCUUAAUUCCCUUAUUCCUAUUUUGUUGGUUGAAUCUAUGAACAUUGUAUCAUUUUCUUAUAAACCACUUGUGUUAUCAGCUUGUCAAUUACAUUGUGAAUUUUUAGCUGUCUGUUUAUUAAAAUUGACAUGUUUUUUAGUCACAUAUUCAUUUAGUUUGGGGAAAUUGUUGUGGCUUAAGUGAAACUCACCAACGCUAUUCAUAGUUUAAGUCUUCUGUCAUUAUUACCUCAAUUAUAAAUAUUAUAAGAAUAAAAUUCUGGCAAUGAGAGUAUUUUUUUAUUAAAUGAUUAAGGCGCAAUGUCAGUAUAUAGAAUAUUAAUCAAAUUAUAUCUUAAAAUGUAUAUUUUGCAUAAAAGAGAUAUUCUUUAAUCAAUUACUUUUUUGUGAGUUUUGUGUCAAAGGAAGCUUGUAUGUCUUUAAAACUGUUGUAGUUGAAAGUAUAUAAGAAUUUUUCAUCUUGCUUAAUCAAUAUUUCCAGAAUGUAUAAAUUCCCCUGGGAUUCUGAAUAUAACAUGUAACCUAACUAUGAAACCCUGUGUUGUGGACCUUUUGUGAACAUUUCAAGGUGCAUGCACAACCUUGGUGAUAACCGAUGAUAAUGUAACAACUGAAAUGAAGAAUAAAAGGCAAAUGAGCUGGGGAUAAACUUGAAUCCCAUCUGAUUAAAUUAUUC